AUGUCUCAGCCACCGCCGUACUACACAACGCAGCCGACUGGUGGUCAAUACUACCCUCAAAAUCAAAACCCAUACGCACCUCAUGAUGUCUAUCCGCAAGGACAAUAUCCACCAAAUGUUGUCUACGUACAACAACCUCCUCCUCAACGAGACGAUUGGUGGUUGACGUCGUUGUUGGCGCUUUGUUGUGGAUGCCUCAUCGGAGAAGCAUGUUGUGAUUCACCGUGUAUAUGUUGUGUACUCCCCUGUCCUAUAUCAUUGCCCCGAUUUCGUUGA
Messenger RNA from Necator americanus (New World hookworm), 276 nucleotides. RefSeq lists its product as uncharacterized. The coding region runs from base 1 to 276 and encodes 91 amino acids. NCBI's taxonomy places the organism in Eukaryota, Metazoa, Nematoda, Chromadorea, Rhabditida, Ancylostomatidae. The transcript has 3 exons. The record is from RefSeq and is a predicted model, not a curated record.